Messenger RNA from Cordyceps militaris CM01, 2211 nucleotides. Its product is annotated as acetate-CoA ligase. The record is from RefSeq and is a predicted model, not a curated record. Lineage: Eukaryota; Fungi; Ascomycota; Sordariomycetes; Hypocreales; Cordycipitaceae. The transcript is spliced from 4 exons. Bases 1 to 2211 code for a protein of 736 amino acids.
AUGGUGAAUGCACCAUCAAAGAACGGCACAUGGGCCAGCGCAUCCGUCACACCACUCCUUUCCAUGUCCCGCCGCAUCGCCCUGCCCGUCGUCCACCGCCGCCAGAGAACCAUGCCUCACCUCCAGGACGAGGUCCUGCGCGAGAGCCUGCAAGCGCCCGAGUCCUUCUGGGCCGCGCAGGCCGCCCAGCUGCACUGGCACAGGCAGCCCGACGCCACGCUGCGCACCUCGGACCGCACGCUCGCCGACGGCGGCACCCCGCACCCCGACUGGGAGUGGUUCCCCGGCGGCGAGCUGUCUACCUGCUACAACUGCGUCGACCGCCACGUGCUCGCCGGCCGCGGCGACGCAGUCGCCAUCUACUACGACAGCCCCGUCACCGGCACCAAGGAAACCUACACGUACGCCCAGCUCCUGGAACAGGUCGAGACGCUGGCCGGCGCGCUGCGCGAGGAAGGCGUCAAGAAGGGCGACGUCGUCAUGGUAUACAUGCCCAUGAUCCCCGCCGCGCUCAUCGGCAUCCUCGCCAUCAACCGUCUCGGCGCCGUGCACUGCGUCGUCUUUGGCGGCUUCGCCGGCGCCGCCCUCGCCGCGCGCAUCGACGCCUGCAAGCCCGUGCUGCUGCUGACAGCCUCGUGCGGCAUCGACGGGAACAAGCCGCCGAUUGCGUACCGGCCGCUCGUCGAGGCCGCCCUCAGGCUCGCAGCGCACCCGCCGCGGCGCACCAUCAUCUGGCAGCGCGAGCAGCUCCGCUGGGGCAAGACCAGCCGCGUUUCCCAAUCCUCGUGGCAAAAGUGGCUGCGCAGCGCCAAGGAGCGCGGCCUGCGCGCGGCCUGCGUGCCCGUCGGCAGCAGCGACCCCGUGUACGUCAUCCACACCUCGGGCACGACGGGCGCGCCCAAGGGCGUGCGGCGCGACGCUGCCGGCCACGCCGUCGGGCUGCACCUGUCGAUGCGGUACCUGUUUGGCGUGCGCGGGCCCGGGGACGUGGUCUGCACCGCGUCGGAUAUCGGCUGGGUCGUGGGGCACUCGUACAUUGUGUACGCGCCGCUGCUGGUCGGCGCCGCGACGGUGCUCUACGAGGGCAAGCCCGUCGGCACCCCCGACGCGUCCGCCCUCUGGCGCCUCGUCGACGAGUACAAGGUCAGCGUGCUCUUCACGGCGCCGACGGCGCUGCGCGCCAUCCGCCGCGACGACCCGCACAGCGCGUGUCUGGCGCGCGUCGGCGUCCGCGGCGGCCUGCGCUCCCUGCGCGCGCUCUUCCUCGCCGGCGAGCGCUCCGAGCCCCGCCUCGUGCAAAUGUACCAGGACCUGCUCGACAAGUACGCCGCGCAGCCCGCCGCGCACGUCAUUGACAACUGGUGGUCGACCGAGGUGGGCUCGCCGAUGACGGGGCGCGCGCUGGCACCGCACGCCGCCGCGCGCGAUGACACGGGCGACCAUGCGCUGCUGCCGCCGCCGAUCCGGCCGGGGAGCGCGGGCAAGGCCAUGCCGGGGUUCGACAUCCGCGUCGUCGACGACGACGGGCAGGAGCUCGCGCGCGGAAGCAUGGGAAACAUUGUGCUCGGCAUGCCGCUGGCGCCGACGGCGUUUCGCACACUCUGGGGCGACGAGGCGCGCUUCCACAAGAGCUACCUCGCGCGGUUCGGCGGCCGCUGGAUGGACACGGGCGACGCGGGCAUGAUUGACGACGAGGGCUACGUGCACGUCAUGAGCCGGCACGACGACGUGCUCAACGUCAGCGCGCACCGUCUCUCGAGCGGUGGCAUCGAGCAAGCCGUGUCCUCGCACCCGCUCGUCGCCGAGUGCUGCGUGGUCGGCGUGCCCGACGCGCUCAAGGGCCAGCUGCCGUUUGCCUUUAUCACGCUGUCGACGGGUGGUGAUGCGCACCCGGUGUCGGCGAUGCCGGAGGCGGGCGUGGCGGCGGAGAUCCAGGCGCUGGUGCGCGCGCAGGUGGGCGCGAUUGCGACGCUGGGCGGCAUCGUGCAGGGCCGCGGCGUCAUCCCCAAGACGCGCUCGGGCAAGACGCUGCGGCGCGUGCUGCGCGAGCUCGUCGACAAUGCCGUGCACGGGGACUUUGACAGGGAGGUGACGGUGCCGAGCACGGUCGAGGAUCCCGCGGCCGUCGAGGUGGCCCGCGCCAAGAUUCGCGAGUACUUUGAGACCAUGGGCCACAAGCACAAGCCGGUCGAGGCCAAGGCGAAGCUGUAG